This is a messenger RNA of Trichoderma aggressivum f. europaeum, 1578 nucleotides long. RefSeq lists its product as uncharacterized. NCBI's taxonomy places the organism in Eukaryota, Fungi, Ascomycota, Sordariomycetes, Hypocreales, Hypocreaceae. The record is from RefSeq and is a predicted model, not a curated record. The transcript has a single exon. The coding region runs from base 1 to 1578 and encodes 525 amino acids.
AUGUCUGCCGAAGUCGAGAACCGCCCGCACUCGCCCGAUGCCGCUCCGUCGCAAGCCAUUGGUGCAAAGACCCAACCCUCCCGAACGCUCUCGACGACUUCCACCAUCUCCCAAAGCUCCAGCAACGAUGCCACCUCACGAGACUCGCUGGGCAGCGAGCUGUCGUCUCGCAUGUCCUCUGCAUCGUCCCGCAUGUCCACGGCGUCGUACCAGUCCAGCCUCUCUGGAAGGUCAUCUUCCAGGACUCGGCGCCGAGGCUACAUGCGUCCCCAUGGCACCGACUUUGCGGCCAGCGCCAAAUCCCGCGAGAGCGUCAUGAGCUUGGGCAGCAUCGCGCAUCUUCAAUACUACUUUGCCCGGACAGGCCUUCUCGAUGGCAAGGGCGGGCAGCUGGCUCGUAAGAAGCAGCCGCGGGCGACGUUGGACUUGGCAGCCCUAGAGGGCACAGCGCCCAUGAUGGUGCCCACGCCCACGACUGCUGGCUUCGACAUGGACCCCUCGUUUGUCUCCAUGGGCAGCAGCCCAGAUCUGUCAGGACAUGGGUUUAUCACGGAUAACACCGUCGAGUCUCCCACCGGCAUGGACGACAUGGACGACUUCUACGAUGGCUUCCCCGAGGAGGACCCGGACAUGCUCCCACCCACGGCUAGCACCUACAACCACCGAGAGAAAGUCAUUCCCAAGCCUCCCACGGUUGCGGAGCUGAAGACGGAGCUGGAGAGCGCCCUGCAAGAUGCCCUCAAGGUCCUCAAGGAAGCCAAGGAGCGGAAGGAGGGAUCAUACAAGGCAUCCAGCGAUGCGCCUCGGUACCCCAACAUGCCCGACGAAAACACCCAAAGCUGGUACGAGCUGCAGGGCAUGAACAUCCUCGACUUUGUGACGCUGGCCAUCCGCGCCGCCAAAAACUACUACACCGCCCACGAGCUGCCUGACCGGCUGGAUGCCAUCAAGUCGGAAAGGCAGAUCCGGACAGACCUUUUGAGCGUCAUGGAGGUGCUGAAGCAGAUGGCCACGAGGAACUUCAAGGGGGGCAUGCGCGAUGAAGAGAUUGCCACCAUGACGACCUGGAUCGAAAGCGUCUUUGACAUCCUCAAGAAGGAAGCCAACAUCGAGGCAUCAGAGCAGGCCGAGCGACAGAGCUGGGCGUGGAUGAGGGGCGACUGGAAAGGCAAGGAGUUGGAGCGCGAGCGACAGUUUCUCAUGUCCAUGGUUCCGGACGACGAGCCGCUUCCCGAAUGGACGCCAGCAUCCAACGACGCCGAUCUGCCGACGCCCUUUUUGGAUGCCAUGCAGAACGGCCUUCUACUUGUGAGGCUGCACAACGCCGCAGUCAAGAAAUCCAGGCGGCGAUUCGGAGCGAUCCCGACCUUCCACGUCGACACACAGAAGCCGUACCGAAGCGCCGACAACCUCCGUUACUGGGCCAAGGCCGCUGAGCUGCGCUUUGAGUGCAUGAUUUCCAUCGACCCCCUGGGCAUCGUCUACAACAACGGCCCCCAAGUCUGGCUAGAUUUCGAAGCGGCCAUCCUCAAGUGGUGUGCCCAUGUGAGGGAAGAAAUCACAAACGAGUUGGUCUAA